AUGACUCAAAAUCUGAUAAGAUGGUGGCCGGCACCCCGCGGGGAUCCACUUAGCCGGCCAUUUUCUGGGCCGCAAAUUCCCAGUUUGCGGCAUCGGCCACGUACCAGGAUCAGGUCAAGUCCACAUUCGUCCGGUGACGAAGGCAACGAAGCCUACAAGCCUGGAGAGCUUAAUGAAAAGGUAGCAAUCGGUCAGGCUGGCCGGCCUCACCCCCCCCACAUAGACCCCAGCGCAGGCAAGCCUCUGGCCGAUGCCGAGGCUGGACAACCAAAAGAGAGGCCUGUACAUUUGUUCCGUCACGGGUCUAUCCGGCUGACUGGUUUGGCCUCUACAUCGGAAACCCAUAUGUUCCCAUGCGCCAUGCCAGGUAUGGCGUCAGUCUGUCCGGAUCUGCCAGUCCGUGGGCAUCUGUGUGUGUGUGUUUGUGUGUUUGUGUGUACGUGUGAGCACAUACGAGUCAUGACGUUUCAAGGAGCACAACCGACAAUCGGUUGCGUGUAG
Molecule: messenger RNA, 501 nt
Organism: Protopolystoma xenopodis
Lineage: Eukaryota; Metazoa; Platyhelminthes; Monogenea; Polystomatidea; Polystomatidae
Source: the annotation of a GenBank genome assembly